Messenger RNA from Symsagittifera roscoffensis, 1255 nucleotides. RefSeq lists its product as uncharacterized. Lineage: Eukaryota; Metazoa; Xenacoelomorpha; Acoela; Convolutidae. Gene Ontology annotation, molecular function: galactoside 2-alpha-L-fucosyltransferase activity. Gene Ontology annotation, cellular component: membrane. Bases 92 to 1228 code for a protein of 378 amino acids. The transcript has 7 exons. Gene Ontology annotation, biological process: carbohydrate metabolic process. The record is from RefSeq and is a predicted model, not a curated record.
AAAGUUCCGAUUGAUUGUUUCCCUGAUCAUCAUUUCCGCAGCAGCGUUACAGUUUACUUAUUUCACCAGCAGUCGAGAUACACCAUUGCAGAUGUCAAAUUUAUCACGGAAUUUUCUGCAAGGCGCUAGAAAUUGUGAGCCGAUUUUAAAGUCUUUAACCCAUUCGGAGUUUCGCGGACACUUGGGAGUACUCAAUAACACGAUUAUAUCUCAUCGAAAUGAGUCUACUGACGAUGAUGUGACGGGAAAACAAAAAACAAGGAAUUGCUCAGAAAUGGACACAUUUUUGAGAAAAACUGGCUAUGUCUUCGCCAAUUGCUCCGGCAAUCUUGGCAACCAAGUUUGUAUUCUAGGCCUGGGUUUGCAAAUGUAUCUGCAGAGCGGCGUAAAAUUAGUCAUCAAAACUUCUCAAUCUGACAAAUUGAAUACAGUCGUUGAUGUGCAAAAUAUCUGCAGAGAAGAUGGCUCGACGUUUUGCAUUAUUUGGCCUAAAGAUUGCAAAAUGGAUACAGAGAGCAUGAAAUACUAUGAUGAUCGAAAAACGUUUCGAGAAACGCUGACUUCCAAACUUGACUUUGUGGGAAAAGCCAUCAACAUGUUCACGUGUCCUUGUCCACUCGACAAAUUGGCAGAUGACUACCACAACGUGUUCAAGCAGCAGGUGCAAUUUAGGGACUCAGUCUGGUCAGAAGCUAAACUGGUUUACGACAGUCUAAAAAAGAGAGCCGUCUGCACUGCAAAAGAUAAGCAGAACACUGAAUGUCCGAUGGUGUUUGUGCACAUGAGAAUGGCCAACUAUUAUCACAAAAAAAUGCGAGCACGAAAUGACUUCAAUAUUUACGAUAAGACGGACUACGUACAAGUAGCCUUCAGAAACGCAUCCAUCACUUACCAGACUUCAACUAUAUUUGUCUUGGGCUAUACGGACAAAGAUGUGUUCAAUUUUUUCGAGAUGCACUCCAGAGAAUUUGACGGGCUCGACAUUAUUUUUGUCUCUCAUGAAAGGAGCAAUCUUAUCAAGGACCCCCAUAAAUACGCAGCGAUUGACAUGGUGCUUCUAUCUAUGGCCGAUGUACUGAUCAUGACUGUGGGAACAUAUGGAGAAUCAGGGGCUCUUCUUGGAAAAGAGAAACAAGCAGUUUAUUUGCCAGACUAUUAUGGAUACACUUUUAGUAAAAAUAUAACCAACUCCAGAUUUAUUCGAAUUCCAUUUAAACAAUGGCAAUGAUAAAACACUUCCGAAACAGGCGACGAA